AUGAGUCAUCACUUUUCUGAAGUGGAUAUUAUUUGUAUUUUUAAUUCUUUUUUCAACCCUUCCACUUCUUGUUCUCGCUUUGAUUUUUUUGCCUUUCCUUUUUUCCCCCUUUACACUUCUUCUUUUUCCCCCCCAAAAAUCUGUUUUCCUUUCUUUCCUUCACUUCUCUUGCUCACAUCCUCUUCCUGCCAACUGUCUUCCUAUUAUUUUACUUUCUUGACUGUUUUUGCCUGUUUUCAUCCUUGCUUCUUGCAUACCCACUUUUCUUUCUUCUUCAUCUCUACUCUUUGUAUAAUCUCACCUUUUUUUUCCAUUCGUCUCCCACUCAUUUUACCUUACACAUUUCCUAACCUUUUCUUUCUCUCUUAUGUUGUCUCUUCCUGCUCUUUUAAUUUCAUCCUCUCCUUCUAUCUCUCCAAUGUUGCCUCUUCCUUCUCUUACCCUUCUCUCGCUUUUUCUUCUUCUUCUUCUAUGUUGUUGCUUUCUACUUUGAUGCUCCUUCCUUUCCUUCUUCUUCUCUUAUGGAGCUUCUUCUUCUUCUUCUUCUAUUUCUUCUUCUAUGUUGCCUUUUUCUACUUUAAUGUGCCUUCUUUUCCUUCUUCUCCUAUGGUGGUGGUUGUUGUUGUUGUUAUUGUACUUCUUCUUCUUCUUCUUUUUUUCCUACUCCUCCUCUUUCAUUUCUAUUCCCUUUUGCUUGUCUCUAAUCAUCUCUUCUAUCAUCUACUCUUCCUUCUACUCUUUUUCAGCAUCUCUUUUUACCUCCUCAUCCUCCUUCUUCUACUCUUUCCUGCACCUUACCUUUCCUCUUCCUCUUCUUUUACUCUACCUCUUUUCAUUAUUGUGUUUUACUUUCUUCUGUUGUUUUGA
Molecule: messenger RNA, 867 nt
Organism: Acanthosepion pharaonis
Lineage: Eukaryota; Metazoa; Mollusca; Cephalopoda; Sepiida; Sepiidae
Source: the annotation of a GenBank genome assembly